This is a messenger RNA of Amphimedon queenslandica, 2171 nucleotides long. Its product is annotated as glutamine--fructose-6-phosphate aminotransferase [isomerizing] 1-like. Gene Ontology annotation, biological process: protein N-linked glycosylation; fructose 6-phosphate metabolic process; UDP-N-acetylglucosamine metabolic process. NCBI's taxonomy places the organism in Eukaryota, Metazoa, Porifera, Demospongiae, Haplosclerida, Niphatidae. The transcript is spliced from 20 exons. The record is from RefSeq and is a predicted model, not a curated record. Bases 47 to 2104 code for a protein of 685 amino acids. Gene Ontology annotation, molecular function: carbohydrate derivative binding; L-glutamine:D-fructose-6-phosphate transaminase (isomerizing) activity.
UUGGCUUUUAUUAAUUACCCUUAACUUCAAGAAACUGGUGAAAGUGAUGUGUGGCAUAUUUGGUUAUCUGAAUCACCUGGUCCCGCGUACCAGACACAGGAUACUACAGAUACUAUUGCAAGGACUCCAAAGACUCGAGUACCGAGGUUAUGACUCCGCUGGUGUGGCGUUUGAUGAUUUGAAAGAAGGAGAAGAGCUCACACAAGUCAUCAGGAAGAAGGGUAAGGUCAGUUCUUUAAAUGACGAGGUCUUUGGACGUGAGGACAUUGACUGGGACUCAGUCCUUGAUACUCACGUUGGAAUAGCUCACACGAGGUGGGCAACACAUGGGGUACCUAAUGAAGUGAAUUCACACCCACAACGAUCCAACUCAAAAAAUGAGUUUGUGGUUGUUCAUAAUGGUAUCAUUACCAAUUAUAAGGACAUCAAGAAGUUCUUGGAAAGUCGUGAUUAUGUAUUUGAGAGUGACACAGAUACAGAGGUUAUACCAAAACUGCUCAAUUAUUUAUAUCAUUCACAAUCAACUGAUGAAGAAGAGCCAACCCUUCAAGAACUAAUGGAGCAAGUUAUACAGCAGCUGGAAGGAGCAUUUGCCAUUGUGUGCAAGAGCAUACAUUAUCCAGGAGAGAUAGUAGCCACAAGGCGUGGUAGUCCACUAUUGAUUGGUAUAUUCAGUGAUACUAGUAUAGUGACUGAUGAUAUACCUACCUGUGUCUUUGCUAAUGGAGGAGUACCAGAUUCCAGUUCCUAUAUUGCUCCUGACUUUCAAAGAGCUAACAGUUUUUCCACCUUCAAUCCGUCUGAAGAGAACAGACAGAUUGAGUACUUCUUUGCAUCGGAUGCAAGUGCUGUCAUUGAACACACUAAUAAGGUGAUAUUCCUUGAAGAUGAUGACGUAGCAGCUGUCAAGAAGAAUGGAUCUCUAUCAAUCCAUCACAUUCGUAAGAGCAAGGCUGUAGCAGCUGAGAGAGAGUUGCACACUAUCAAGAUGCAGCUUCAAGAGAUAAUGAAAGGGUCUUUUGAUUAUUUCAUGCAAAAGGAGAUCUUUGAGCAGCCGGAGAGUGUCGUUAACACAAUGAGAGGAAGAAUACUCUUUGAUGAAUAUAAAGUUGUGUUGGGUGGAUUAAAGGAUCACAUUCCAAUGAUAAGGCGCUCACGGAGGAUCAUAUUCAUUGCUUGUGGUACCAGUUACCACAGUGCCCUCGCUACUAGGCAGCUUCUUGAGGAGCUAACAGAGCUACCUGUUGUGGUAGAAUUAGCUUCUGAUUUUCUUGAUCGUAGUACACCAAUAUUUCGUGAUGAUGUAGUCUUCUUUAUCUCACAAUCUGGUGAGACUGCUGAUACAUUGAAUGCAUUGAGAUAUUGCAAGCAGCGUGGUGCACUAACCGUUGGUAUCACUAAUACUGUUGGUAGUUCUAUCAGUAGGGAGACUCACUGCGGAGUUCAUGUUAAUGCUGGACCUGAGAUUGGAGUAGCUAGCACUAAGGCAUAUACUAGUCAGUUUGUGGCUCUGGUCAUGUUUGGUUUAGUGAUGAGUGAAGACAGAGUCAGCAAGCAACCAAGAAGAAGACAGAUCAUUGAUGGACUUAAAGUUUUACCAGAUUUGAUCAAGAAAGUACUUGGGCAGAAUGAAAAGAUAAGAGAACUAGCAAAAGAGCUUCAUCACCACAAGAGUAUCAUAGUAAUGGGGCGGGGCUUCAAUUACGCUACCUGCCUUGAAGGAGCACUGAAAAUUAAAGAAGUUGCUUAUCUGCAUUCAGAGGGUAUAUUAAGUGGUGAGAUAAAGCACGGACCAUUGGCACUCAUUGAUGAUAAGAUGCCAGUUAUUAUGAUCAUCACCAAAGACAAUGUGUACAAAAAAUGUAUCAAUGCUUUUGAACAAGUUUCUGCUCGUUCAGGUCGACCAGUGGUGAUAUGUGAAGAAGGUGAUGAAGAGAUUCUUAGUAGAGUAACUCGUACUGUACAGAUGCCUCAUAUUGUCGACUGUCUUCAAGGAAUACUAACAGUGAUACCGCUCCAGCUGUUGUCAUUCCACAUUGCAGUGAUGGGAGGACAUGAUGUUGAUUGUCCACGACAUUUGGCAAAAAGUGUGACAGUAGAGUGAUUUUAAGAACUAUAUGACUAAAUUAUAUAUACCUUUUAUUGAUUAAAUACCAUAUCAUAUAUCGUCA